Anguilla anguilla (European eel) is the source of this 2593-nucleotide messenger RNA. It is a transcript of the gene synpr, whose product is annotated as synaptoporin. The coding region runs from base 368 to 1234 and encodes 288 amino acids. Gene Ontology annotation, cellular component: synaptic vesicle; synaptic vesicle membrane. Lineage: Eukaryota; Metazoa; Chordata; Actinopteri; Anguilliformes; Anguillidae. The transcript is spliced from 6 exons. The record is from RefSeq and is a predicted model, not a curated record.
UCUUUUCAGGCUAUCCGAUUACAGCUCUGGUAGCCUAUAUUUCUCUGAUGAACGUCCUGUACCGAUUUCAAGAACAAAUAUUUGAGUUUACAGACGGCAAUAAACUGAAAAAUUGCUAUCAAUGUUAUCCAAUAGCAAAAUGCCGAAACUAUCGUUCAUUUUCGGAAAGCCAAUCCCAGUCUGUCUCCGUGCUGCUUUUUAUUUUUCACCAAGCCGCGGGUGUUCGGCUUUUUCCGUAUGUAGUAGUAAUUAGAGCCGAGAGUCCUCGUUCCAGCGCGACACACUGGCACAUCAAUUUGAUAGGUCAGCGUUGUAGUAGUGUUUACUCUAUAUAUCGCGCAACCCGCAGUUAACCAAUUGUUUAAAAAUGGAUACCGCUAACCAGAUCGUGUCUGUUGGAUCAUUUGGAGUGCUAAAAUUACCCCUUGGAUUUAUACGCGUCUUGGAAUGGCUUUUUGCCAUUUUUGCCUUUGCAACAUGUGGAGGAUACUCUGGUCAGCUGCGGGUUAGUGUGGACUGCGUCAACAAGACUGACAGCAACCUUAGCAUUGGCAUCAACUUUGCCUAUCCAUUCAGGUUGCACCAGGUGUACUUCGAUGCCCCAUCGUGUCAGGGGAAGAGGCAUGAGCGGCUCUUCCUGAUAGGCGACUACUCUUCUUCGGCCGAAUUCUUUGUCACCAUCGCAGUCUUCGCCUUUCUAUAUUCCCUUCUGGCCACUGUGGUCUACAUCUUCUUCCAGAAUAAGUACCGUGAGAACAACAGAGGGCCCCUCAUCGACUUCAUUGUGACUGUGGUCUUCUCCUUCCUGUGGCUGGUCAGUUCAUCAGCCUGGGCCAAGGGGCUGUCAGAUGUCAAGGUGGCGACGGACCCAGAUGAGGUUCAGCUACUGAUGUCUGCCUGCAAGGUCCAGUCCAAUAAAUGCAGCUCUGUGUAUGGGCCCAUCUGGUCUGGCCUCAAUACCUCUGUGGUUUUUGGCUUCUUAAACUUUGUCCUGUGGGCUGGGAAUAUCUGGUUCGUCUUCAAAGAGACAGGAUGGCACAAGUCAGGGCAAAGGUGCCCCUCCGGAACCUCUGAAAAACAGGCGGGCGGAUUCAACCAGCAGCCCUACAACCAGGGCAGCUUCGACCAAUCAGGGGGCCUGAGCGCUCAGGGUGAUCUGGGUCAGCAGUCCAGCUAUGGACAGGUGGGCGGGUACGCCCCCAGCGGACCGACCUCCUUCACUAAUCAGAUGUAGCCUUCACAUCCCGGCCAGUGCCACAUUCUAAAGGUCAUGCUUAAUGAGGGCACAGGGGCAGUAAGGGGCGGGCAUCUUGAUCCGGCUUCUCUGUGAUUGGUGGGUGGCAUUCCUAGCAGUCUUGUGACAAAAAGAUAAUUGUUCUAGAUUGUCCCAGAUCCUAGUAUGUAGAUUAUAGGUAGAGAGACAGAUUUAUACAGGCACAGCAGGUGUCAGUAUUUUACGUAUCUUUUACUUUUUAACUUUAGGUUUGCUUUUCAGUUACCUGAAUGUUGUAUUGCCUGUGGUUUCAGCUAUCUGUUAGCGGAUUCCUCUUCUGUGAUACCAUAGGUUCUGUGCCACAGACUGUCUAACUGUAAGUAUUUCUCAAAAUGGUUUGCACUCUUGUGAAAGAAAAUGUGGUCAUUUGUACACUUAUUGAAGAUGAUUAUAAUGUGUUGGUUAAGUGCAUGGAAUUGUGCUGUUUGAGUUGUUAAUAUGCCCAUUAGUGUACAUUUACAUAUUUUUUCUAUAAAAAUGAUAUGAAACUGGCAGGAUUUGAUUCACUCAAAGAUUUUAUUAAUCUUAUUUCCUUAAAUUUAUAUUUAGAUUUUUUUUUCAGAUUACCCUUAUAUAUUUUCCUAACACAUAGAUUGACUGUGAAUAGCAUGUUCUGUUAUAAUGCACUCCAACAUGAAUUAUGCCUGUAUAUGGGAUUCAAAUAUACUGUUUUAUUGAUCUUGUUAUAGUACCUUUCUGCACAAAGGAGAAUUCUGUCACUGUUUUGUGAAGAUUUUGAUGUGAGUGUCUAUAUAUUUGUAAAAGGAGCAAAUAACUGUCCUCAUUGUUUACAAAUGCUCUUAUAAAAGAUUUUAAUAAGAACAAUUGUUUUUAUGUUGCACUUAAACUGGUAUGAAAUGACAAAUACUUCCAUAAAACCCAUAGUAUAGUUAUAAUCUAGGGUACCAUGUAUAUGAACACUGGCAAAUAUUUGAAUCUCAAGAAACAGACGUCUGUAUAUAACCUACCAUUGAAUAAUCACACCCAUUUGCAUUUACACUUUACAAAUAACAAUCAUGUUUAUAUGAGCUAAAGAAAAAAAAACAGAAAAAAUACAAAAAAGUUUGUAACUGAAUGUUUUCUUAAUCGUGCAAUCCUGUUUCUUGAUCCCCAAAGCAUGUGAUUCAGGUUAUCAAGGUAACUGUAUUUGUUUAAGUGAAAUUAAUUCCAUUCUUGUAUUUGCUGUGGCCUCAGUGUUGCAUUAUAAUGUGGAAAAAGUCAGAGUCUGUUUACUUGUUGUAAUCUGUACAUGAUUACUGGAUGUGAAUGAAAUUGUAUAAGCCUCUUGAGUAACACUAAUAAAGAUGUUUCACACUCUUA